AUGUUUCUUGUAUGCGAGAAGAGGCACCUGAGACACAAGAGCCGACGAAAACACCUCGGAAACUGGGACAUCUGGUCACCUUCGGGUCGAAGCCGAGAGGAAGCCUCGGAGCUCGCGCGACGUUCGAGGCCGUCGUUGGAGGAACGCGCGAUGAGCGGCACAAAGCGAGGAUGGUUGUUAGUUGAGGCACCGAGCAUGCAUUUAACAGUCGCCGUCACCGUUGCCCAGGAUUACGAGGUCUCGGACAUUCAGUGCAGCGGCGCGGGCUCGGCGGCCGAUCUUCUGACAGCGAAAAUCAAAAGGCCGGUCGGCUUCAGAGGCGCGCCUCUGUUCGCCGAUGACAGAUCGGCGAAUCCGCUCGCCGACAUUCACUGCCAGAUCAGACCCGAUUCGAAUGAUCCCCAGGAGGAUCAUUACUUCCUGAAGGUGACUGACUUCUCCCGAUGCGGCAUUCUCAAGAGAAACGGAUUCAUUCAUCUGCGAGUCUGGUUUCCCGCCUUCCCUGGGGUGGUGAUGCUGGCCGAUCAGGAGCUGAUUCUGAUGUGCCGGCCGCCCGAGCCGACCCUGCUGAGGCACAAGGCUGCUGGCUUCGCCGGCACUUUUCCGCACGGCGCCAGGGUGUCCGGGGUUGUGGAGGAGACGCCAGGUCGGUUGGAGUACGAAGUGGCCCUUUAUCGCGAGGCGACCGGGAAUAUAUCCGAUAGCUCGCAGACGGUCGAUCAGGCGGUACCGAUCGGUACCAAAUUGCAACUACGUGCCCGCAUUAGCCCGGACAGCGCGUGGGGUUACAUCAAACUGCUGGAGGUGACAGUUAGCCCGGACCCGGAUCAACCCCAUGCCCCCGGUAGCGUCGUGCUCGUCAAAGACGGCUGCAGGAAUCGCGAUUUCGCGUCCAUCAUCCCGCAUCAGCCGGCGAGGUAUCGCGAACGCAAAAAUGAGGUCUUCCUAGACUUCGAGGCCUUCCUCCUAAGCUCGAUGAGAGAGCGGUCGACCCUCUGGAUUCAUUCCCAGAUAAAGGCUUGCAUGGAGCCGCAGGACUGUCAACCGGACUUUUGUCUCGACCUUUUCGAACCCUCCGGACACGGGAGAAAGAAAAAAAGAGCAGUCGAGGCGAGCAUAGAAGCAUCAGGCGAGUUUCUUCCAAAAGUCGAGCGUUUAAUCAAAAGAUACAAUGAUUCCACGCCAUAUACAAAAUUCAAGGAGAACAUUGAAUACACGGUGAUGAUGCCAGAUGAUUUGUACGACAAAGUAGCGGCUGGCCUCGAAGGUAGCUGCGGAAAUUUCCUCUACGUGGCUACGGGAUUGGGGGCUUUGCUGGUGUUAUCAGCCUUUAUCAUGUGCUACCUGGCGUCGCGUCUUCACAAUCUGUCCUCGACGAUGCAGCAGAGCAAGUCUAUCGACGAGUUGGUCAGAGAUCGCACUAGAAAAUAUUGCGACACCACGCCUAGCUACACCGGCCGUUCGACGAUGCAAUAGAUACGAUAAAUCCAGAAAAAAAAAUACAAAGUAUACUUUA
This is a messenger RNA of Nylanderia fulva, 1516 nucleotides long. The record is from RefSeq and is a predicted model, not a curated record. Lineage: Eukaryota; Metazoa; Arthropoda; Insecta; Hymenoptera; Formicidae.